Molecule: messenger RNA, 2384 nt
Organism: Xiphophorus couchianus (Monterrey platyfish)
Lineage: Eukaryota; Metazoa; Chordata; Actinopteri; Cyprinodontiformes; Poeciliidae
Gene: tyw3
Product: tRNA-yW synthesizing protein 3 homolog (S. cerevisiae)
Exons: 6
Coding region: 120-920 (266 amino acids)
Source: RefSeq, a predicted model, not a curated record
AAGAAGGAGGGAAGCGGAAGAAGACUGCUGUUAUUUAGACGUAAUCGGGAAACUGAACUGACUGGGUGUGUGAGUCACUGUACCGCUUCGAAAGCAGCAGUGAAGUAUAUCGUUAAGCUAUGGACAGAACGUUCAGUCGGAUUAAGACACAGAGUCUGAACAGGCUGGACCUGAGUAAGAAAGGCAGCGUGGACGAAGACAUUGAACAUGUGGUGUCUCUGCUCAACAGCUGUGAGCAGUUCUUCACCACCAGCUCAUGUUCCGGCAGGAUCAUCCUCAUCGAUGGGGCGGCAGGCAGCAGUGAUGCCCACAAACAGAACUGUGUCUGGCUGUUUGUCUCACACCAGAAGUGCACCUGUGAUGACCUGAUGUCAGGUCUGAGCAGAGCCUGUGGAGAUGCCGUGUUGAAGUUUGAACCCUUUGUUCUCCACGUUCAGUGCCGCAGGCUAGAGGAUGCACAGCUGCUGCAUUCAGUGGCUGUCAACUCAGGCUUCAGGAACUCUGGGCUCACUGUUGGCAAGACAGGGAAGAUUGUAUCGGCGGUUCGCAGCACCCACGGCCUGGAGGUUCCUCUGAGCCGUCAUGGAAAACUUUUAGUUGAUGAAGACUACAUCCAGUUCCUGACACAAAUAGCCAAUCAGAAGAUGGAGGAGAACCUCAGACGGGUACAGAGGUUCUUCCAGAACUUCCAGUCAGCUGUGUCAGCAGAGAGACAGCAUAUCCCAGACAGCCCUGGCACCCAGGAACAUCAAGUUUCCCAACACACACACAAGAAAGGAAGGAGGGGAGAACAGGGAACAAAUAAACAGAACCAACUAAAUGUGAACAAACGAAGACAUCAGCACGAGACUGUUGCUUGUCAUGAUUAUGGGGACAGCAGCCUGCCAGAGCUGAAUGACUGUCUGGACCUGUUUACAUAAACAGAUUCUCUGUUUAGAAAAGUUCAGGGCUGAGCAACUGUGUACUCGGCUAUCCAGGAUCAGGUUUAAAUUGUUGAGUUGGAUCAACUUUCUGGAGGUGGCUGCAGAGUUGCUGAUAAUAAAGGUUGUGUCCCAUCUGUAAAUCAGCUUUAGUUGGACAUAACAGACACUUACACUGCAUGAAAAGAGAGAUUUCCCGCAGCUAUUGACACAUAAUGUUGCUGCUUGCUUGAGAUUGAGGACAGGUCAGCAGAAGUUGUUUUUUUUGUUGUUGUAAUAGAAAACUGUUUAGAACUGUGGAGAACUGAGGUGUACUUUGUGUGUCGGUGUUACACCAUUAACUUUCUCGCCCUUAGGUCUAGGAGAGGCUUUCAUAUUUAAAGGAAGUUGCUGGAAACCAUAGAAAUUCAAAUCAGCUACUCAGCACUGGCCUUCCUGACUACCUCUCCUUAUGCUUACAUCUUAACAAUGAUUUGUUUACACAUGAUAUGACUGCAAAAGUUGUAACCAAAGUUGCAUUUUUAUUUUCUUUUGAUUUAUAUAAUCAGAGAUUCACAUUCUUUGUAAUUUUUUUGCCUUUUUCCAUUUAAAUGGAAUUAUACACAAAUUAUAAUACAGGGGAAACAUUAAAGCAAUAGUACAUUCACAAGAAAACAAUCUAAUAUAUAUAAUGAAUUAUGCAAUUUUAAUGUAUUAUAAAAUUAAAACUAUUGAUACAUUUGGGAAGGUUAUGUCAUCCUGGUCAGUUAUCCAAAACUGAUUAAAAUCAAGAGCCUUUAGGGUUUCUUAGAUAAUGACAUACUACAACAUGUCAUUACUGUUAAAACUACAUUGUCAUUGUUAAAACAUUGAGAUAUUUGCAAGGAGAUAUACUGUUAUUAGUGUGGAUAAUUAAAGUAAAUCAUUUCCUCAUGUCUAGAUUGACAGCCUGAUACAGUAUCUCAAUCUCCCAGAUUUCCACCACUGUGCAGAGUGGGAUAACAACUGCCCUGCUUAAACAUACAGAACAGUGGAUGUGUUUACUACGCAUCGUCCAGCAAUGUGCUCAACAUGUAGAAAUGAUGCUGGGAGUGAAUUAUCUGUUCCCUGCAAGCUGCAAACAUGUACUAGCAUUCUAUAAAAAUAUGAGGCUUAUAGAUGAAAGAUGACUUAACAUUGCAACUGAAAUAGAAAGAUAUUUCGAAUUAAUUAAAGAGCAGAACUAAAUGCAAACUCGCACUGUGGAUGAAGUCAAAACCUUUAAAUGGAAAGGAAAGAAGGAAUAUGACACCAGUGCAUUAAAAACACACAGAAAUUAAAACAUAAGAAAAUGUGGAAGGUGCAACAGAGAACACAGUCAUGCUGUAGAAUACCCAGCAAAAGGAAAAAAUGCAAGAAGUGCAAGAAAAAGAGACAUUUUACAGCAGCAAAGAGUGUGUGAGAGCUGACAGUUAAGGAAUGCAAUAAUAAAAAUGAUGAACUAUU